Messenger RNA from Egretta garzetta (little egret), 3166 nucleotides. It is a transcript of the gene SNX27, whose product is annotated as sorting nexin 27. Gene Ontology annotation, cellular component: early endosome. The coding region runs from base 1089 to 2501 and encodes 470 amino acids. The transcript has 12 exons. Gene Ontology annotation, biological process: signal transduction; intracellular protein transport. The record is from RefSeq and is a predicted model, not a curated record. NCBI's taxonomy places the organism in Eukaryota, Metazoa, Chordata, Aves, Pelecaniformes, Ardeidae. Gene Ontology annotation, molecular function: protein binding; phosphatidylinositol-3-phosphate binding.
CUGGGCAGGCAUCUUCGCCGGCGUGCGGGCUGCGGCACGGGCGUGUGUUCCCUCUGCCGCGGGGAGACCAUGGCAGACAGAAACACGGUAACGAGCGCUUUGGGGUUACGUUGUCUUCAGCUCAGCCAAGGUGAGCCCUUCGUCAUGGUGAGCGUUGAGCUAGACCGACCUUCACCAGCACCUGGAAGAAAACGGCUUCCUCCCAGCUCCCAGGGGGGAUGGCAAGAGCGUCUGGGACCCCCUUUGCAGCCCUGUUGGGGUGGGGGUGCUCCUGGCAGAGGGACAGCAUGAGAAGGCUCCGCAUUGCCCAGUCCAACCGUGCACUGAACAGCUCCAGCACCGCCUCUGCCCACCGACUUCAGAGCUGUCCCUGCGGUAACCUUCCUGCAAGGCAGCUCGCAUCCCGGCGAGGCGAUGGGGAAGCCGGGCGCUGAGGGAAGGAGACGUGCCCGCCGUCCUGCAGCGGAAGGUGGCAGAACCCUGUGCUCCUGGUGUAACCACAUCCCCGUUUGGUGGUGGACAGCUGACAGAAGUGAUUUGUCGGAGGAAGUUGCUCUUCGAGUGCUGCUGAAGUCUGGCAGAGCUGGCCAGGGGCUGUGUGUGCCUGGCCAUGGUCUCCAGCCAUGGUCUUCACCCCGCAGCAGUUUGCUCCACCACGAGCAGAGUUCUAUUUCCCUUCCUGCGCGGAAGAGAGCCAUGUGCCACCUGCGGUACCUCCUGGAGGGAAGGAUUUCUUGGAUCUGGUCGUCAUCUGCCGCUGUUGGAUUUGGACGUCCCUUCUGUAAGAUAUGGGGGGACCCAGCCCUGCGGUCAGCUCAGCAGCCCUCUCCUGGGACCACACGUGUCCCCUGGAAGGGUAAAGGUAACGCUUGGGUCUUUUUUCCAACUCCAAAUGGAGGCAGAAGCUUGAGGAGCAAAGUACCCAAGUGUCCCGUUGUCUUUGGAAAAGGGCAUUCGGCUCUCGGAUCCCGCAGGUCCGUGGCUGUGUAAGGGGCUCAUGUCUCAGCCGAGCUCCUCCCGCCUUGCCAGCUGCUCCUGAUUUGCCUGUGCUGUGUGAUUUACCGUUCCCUUUCACCGUCGGUUCCUCGAUGACGAUUCCAGCCCGAGUUGCUAUGGUGACUUUAUUGCAAAGGAAUGGGGUGAACGUCGAAGGAGCGACGCACAAGCAAGUGGUGGACCUGAUCCGUGCAGGAGAGAAGGAGUUAAUUCUGACGGUGCUGUCCGUGCCUCCCCACGAGGCCGAUAACCUGGAUCCCAGCGAUGACUCUUUGGGGCAGUCGUUCUAUGACUACACGGAAAAACAGGCUGUGCCCAUCUCCAUCCCCACGUACAAGCACGUGGAGCAAAACGGCGAGAAGUUUGUGGUCUACAAUGUUUACAUGGCGGGCCGCCAGCUCUGCUCGAAGCGGUACCGGGAGUUUGCCAUCCUGCACCAGAACCUGAAACGGGAAUUUGCCAACUUCACUUUCCCGCGUCUCCCGGGGAAGUGGCCGUUCUCCUUGUCGGAGCAGCAGCUGGACGCCCGGCGGCGAGGGCUGGAGGAGUACCUGGAGAAAGUGUGUUCGAUACGUGUCAUCGGGGAGAGCGACAUCAUGCAGGAGUUCCUGUCGGAGUCGGACGAGAAUUACAACGGCGUCUCGGACGUGGAGCUCCGCGUGGCGUUACCAGAUAUAACAACAGUGACGGUCAGAGUCAAAAAGAACAGCACUACAGACCAGGUGUACCAGGCUGUGGCUGCGAAAGUUGGAAUGGACAGUAUUACCGCAAACUACUUCGCCUUGUUUGAAGUGAUCAAUCACUCCUUCGUGCGCAAACUGGCGCCCAAUGAAUUCCCCCACAAACUCUACGUGCAGAACUACACCUCGGCGGUGCCGGGAACGUGCCUGACCAUCCGAAAAUGGCUCUUCACUACAGAGGAGGAGGUUCUUCUCAAUGACAACGACCUGGCAGUCACCUACUUCUUCCACCAGGCUGUUGAUGAUGUCAAGAAAGGCUACAUCAAAGCAGAGGAGAAGUCCUACCAGUUACAGAAGCUGUGUGAGCAGAGAAAGAUGGUCAUGUACUUAAACAUGUUACGGACGUGCGAGGGCUACAACGAGAUCAUCUUCCCCCACUGCUCCUGCGACUCUCGGCGGAAGGGACACGUGAUCACAGCCAUCAGCAUUAAGCACUUUAAACUCCACGCCUGCACAGAGGAGGGCCAGCUGGAGAACCAGGUAAUAGCAUUCGAAUGGGAUGAAAUGCAGCGGUGGGACACGGACGAAGAGGGAAUGGCAUUUUGUUUCGAAUACGCACGAGGAGAGAAGAAACCCCGAUGGGUUAAAAUCUUCACCCCCUACUUCAACUACAUGCACGAGUGCUUCGAACGGGUUUUCUGCGAGCUCAAGUGGAGGAAGGAGGUGGAGGAGGAAGCAGCAGACAAGGAUAACAAGAACUGCAGUAAGGACAAUAUGUGCAGCAAGGUAAUUGGGCUGGAAGCAAACAGCGCCCGUGCUCUCUGAGCCCGUCUGGCGGCUCCGCUGCGGAGGUGGCGGCUCCUGCUUCCCUGCUCCGCUCCGGUUAGCGUAGGGCAGUGUCCUUCCAUCGCCGCUCCUUCUUGGAGGGAGCUCGUGGGGCAAAAUUCCCUGCUGCUGCUUCUCACGGGAUAGAGAUGGCUUUGUGCUUGGGGGCCUCUUCCCUGGCAGCAGCGACCCGACGUGCCCGUCUCCAGGACUCUGCCACUCUUUGGAUGUCCUGGAAUGUGACGCUGCGGCUGAUGGCUGAGGUCGGAGCCCCGGCUCCCUGGAGGAGAGAGGGGGAGGGCGCAGCUGUGAAGGGGAUGAGCGCUCUGGCUGUGCCCUUUUAAAGGACCAAAGAGCUGAUCCUGCGAGCCGCUGGCUACUGGCGCGUGCUUUGGCCCUCUUGUUGUUCUGCAGUGGUGAGCAAAGCCCUUUAGGGACUGAUGGACGCCGUUCACAGCGCUUCUUUGGCAGCAGGGAGCGAGCACACUUGUGUCGUAGCACCUCCCAAACGCGCCUCUGUCCCCCUGCCGCGCUCUGCCCGGCCGUUUGCCCAUCCAGCCCGGACAGGAUUUAAAGCUGAACCCUUCAGGUUGCGUCAGGAUGUACCGGGAAGCGCCCGCGAAUGUUCCUGCCUGUCUCCAGGCUGUCCCCUCGUGGGCUUCUAU